CGGCCCCCUCUCGCCCUGUCGGCUCGCGCAGCGGCGGGGCUCUCGCUAUAUAAAGGGGCGCGGCGGGCAGAGCGGGCGGCUGGCGGCGGCGGCUGCAGCCCCCGGGGCCGGCGAACGAGGCCGGGCCAGGCCCGCGGGGCUCUCUGCAGGCGGGGGGUAGAGGCCGGGGGGGGGGGGGCACGGCAGCCGGGCGGGUUUAUUGUUUUAGGGGCGACUUCCCCCCCCUACCCCCCCGCACCGCGGUUGGGGGCGUCCCGGGGGUGCUCGGGACAUGGCGAGCUCGACUAACACAAACCCCGUGCCUAAAUUGUACAGGUCUGUAAUUGAAGAUGUCAUUAAUGAUGUCAGAGAAGUUUUUCUGGAUGAAGGAGUGGAUGAACAAGUUCUUAUGGAACUCAAAACACUGUGGGAGAACAAGCUGAUGCAGUCCAAGGCUGUAGAUGGCUUCCAUUCAGAAGAGCAGCAGCUUUUGUUGCAGGUGCAACAGCAGCAGCAGCAACAGCAGCAACAACAGCAUCACCACCACCAUCAUCACACACAACCUCAGCCACAGCAGACUGUGCAGCAGCAGUCUCAGCCACAACAGGUUCUUAUUCCAACGUCUCAGCAAGCACCUCAGCAGCAAGUUAUUGUGCCAGAUUCCAAGCUGAUACCACACAUGAAUACAUCCGGCAUGAGUGCCGCAGCCACUGCAGCUACGUUGGCUCUCCCUGCUGGCGUUACUCCUGUUCAGCAGAUACUUACAAAUUCAGGCCAGAUCCUCCAAGUAGUUAGGACUGCAAAUGGAGCUCAGUACAUCAUUCAGCCACAGCAGCCAGUUGUUCUACAGCAGCAGGUCAUACCACAAAUGCAACCUGGUGGUGUACAAGCACCGGUUAUACAGCAGGUUUUGGCUCCUAUCCCUGGAGGGAUUUCCCAGCAGACAGGAGUAAUUAUUCAGCCUCAGCAGAUCCUGUUUACAGGAAAUAAAACACAAGUCAUACCUACAACAGUGGCAGCCCCUACACCAGCUCAAGCACAGAUUCCUGCAGCUGGUCAGCAGCAACCACAACAGCAACAGGCACAACCACAAGCACCACUUGUUCUUCAAGUUGAUGGAGCAGGAGACACAUCAUCUGAAGAAGAAGAAGAUGAGGAAGAAGACUAUGAUGAUGAUGAAGAGGAGGACAAAGAAAAAGAUGGAGGUGAAGAUGGCCAGGUUGAAGAGGAGCCUCUUAACAGUGAAGAUGAUGUGAGUGAUGAGGAAGGACAAGAACUGUUCGAUACAGAAAAUGUUGUUGUGUGCCAGUAUGAUAAGAUCCAUAGAAGUAAAAACAAAUGGAAAUUUCAUCUCAAAGAUGGCAUCAUGAAUCUUAAUGGAAGAGAUUAUGUAUUUUCCAAAGCCAUUGGGGAUGCAGAAUGGUGAAGUUUUUAAAACAAACAAAACAAAAAAAAAACUCCCUGUAAAAGGAAAAAAAUCAAACGCAGGAAAGGUUGAGACUUGGACUUAUACUCCAACCAAAAUGUGUAUCUGCACAUCAGAAAUAAAGCAUAAACAAAAGUAUUGGAACAAAGGUAAAAUGUGGCAACAAAGACACUACUUCAGAUGAGCAAGCCAUGGACUGUAGCAGCUAUAGCAUUGUCUGGGAGCUGGUUUUGUGUGUUAGGAAUACCUUAAUUAUCAAUUCUACAUACAGGUACCUACAGCUGGUAUUUAGCAUGUAAGGCUUUGUCCCCCCUUCUUCCCUUGGUUUAAGAUUUUAAAAUACUUCUUCCACUGAUUGAAGGAACUCUUCCCUUUGAUAGAUUAUUAAUCUGAAAAUGCUUAUUGUGUGUACAAAUCUUUGCUUUGAACACUUCCUUUUGGUAGUGAGGAUGGUCAGAAUGUUACUUAAACUGCGCGCAAGCUUUGUACAGAAGGGUAAGAAUUAAGGUGUUAAAUUUUAAAUAACUUGUAUAAGGAAAAUAUUUUUAAUUCUGAUAUGCUCAUUAAUUAUAAUAUCUAUUUGUUGUUUUCAGUUCAGUUCCCCAUAAACGAGUUGUUGUUCCUAGCAAUUAUAAAAUGGUAAAAUGAUCAUUUAUAUUUCAAAAUUAUUUUAUGUGAGUGAUACCUUUCAUUUGGGGCUGUAUUUUUUUUAAAUACUAAGCACCUGUAGCUCUGGGUUCCCCCUGUCCCAAAGUCAGACUGCUUAACUUUUAAACUAUAUUCUUGCUGUUUGGUGGUGGUUCAGCGUCAUUGAACUGAAACGAAUAAUACAAUUUUCAUUGACUUCUUAAAAAUGCUUUGGAGAGCUUUUGAAUCAGAUGUGUAGAUAAUCACAUAAUAGAUGCAUUCCUUUACCUACUUACUACAUCUGUAGUCCAGACAUCCACAAAUAAUUGAACAGAACACAAGAAAGACUAAAUUUUUAAUAUAGGAAGUAACAUAAAGAUUCUAACAUCCUGGCUGCAACUCUGUUAAUCAAAGAUCAGCUUUACUGAAAAGUAUAGCCAUAAGUUACCUGCAGCAGUUAAUCUCUCUAAAGUUUCCAGGUGGCAUAUAAUCUCACGAAGAGAGAUGCACAGCUUUUGAGAACACAAAUUUUGUUAAAGCAUCCUUAGACUGACUUGGUAACAGAAAAUCGAGCAGUUGGAUGCACUAAAUCUUGUGUAGCGACUUUCUCUUUUCCAAAGGUAUGUGUUGUUUUUUUUUUUGGUGUGUGUGAAAAGCAACAAGGUUGCUCCCCCCUGGUUCCCCUCCUCCUGAGAACUUGAACACCUUUUCUUUAUGCAUAGGUUAUUCUUGUAAACCCUGCUUUCAGAAAUGCAGUUACUUUUGGAUGAGGAGAGGGAAUGGGCAUUAUACUUCAGAAACUGUUGAGGAGGGAAUGUUCAUGUGGCUCACCAUUUCAAAAAAAUGUCUUUCACUGGGUGCUUGGGAAGGCAAUGAAAUGGAGAACAGCAAAGAUGAUUUUAAAUAAAUUGGGGAAGACUUACAGAAGCAGACAUUUGACCCAUGAGUUCUGACUUUAUUUUUAAUCUUGAGAAAGAAACUUACUAAACGUUAUUUAACAAAGUCACAAGUGUAUUUUGGCAGUAUAUAAGCACUGCCCUAAUUUUCAUUCUGAAUUACGUGCUUUCAGGUAUGUUCAUUCAUAGUCUCAGUAGUAUGUAAAAGAAACAAACAAACAAACUCCAAAUACAUUGCAAGGAGUGUUUUUUUUUUGCUGUGAUUUUGUACACCUGUGCUCUCAUUGAUAAAGACUAAAACUGCCUGUAGGCCGUGUCUAGAACCAUGUGGUUGUUAGUAAGCUAUCUACAUACAUAAGCUUUAUGAUAAGUUAAUUGGUAUUUUUUGUAAUUCAUUCUUAAGUAAUGUCAUCAUCAUUUAGAGUACAUUUUUGGCUCGGGGCUUCAAGGUAUGUCAAACUGGUGUUUGCUUUCUUCUGAACAAAGCAGAUACUUUAUUUUAUUUUUACCACUGUUGACACUUCUAUGUACAACGGCAAUGAAGUCAAUAAUUUACCAACUAAUUCCUUCCCUCACCUUUUCCAUAUCUAUUGCCAGUGAGUCUUAAGUAAUGGGCUUCAGAAGAAUUCCCAUCACACUGAACAACCAAACCAACAAAAAGAAAAAAAAAAUCACUUUUUUUUUUAUAGAUUCCUGUUUAUGCUACUGGAACCCAGAUUACGUGGACAACACUUUAUUUUCAUACGUCUUAGUCAUUUUUUCACCCACAUAUGCAUACUAGAAGCUGCAUAGCCUUUUUAUUUAUUUUUAAGGGAUAGCAGAACAUUACAGGUAACUUAAGCUUGUACUAUUCUAAAGGAUGUAUGAAGCUAUCUGAACUUGCACAGUCUCUUGCAAGGUAAUUGUAUGGUAUGCUUUUCAGAUAAGUUUUGUCUUCAAAUACAAGUACCUGUGAAGCUUUCUGAAAGCCAGUCAGACAUGACCAUACCAAACUGUGCUCUUAUUGCUACAUCAAGUGUUCCUUUUUUAAGUCAAAAAGCAUGUUUUAAUUUUAUUUUAUUGUAGCAGCUUGCUGUAAGAAUGUAGUUUGCUUAAUUUUACUAUUGUACUUGAAUUUUAAUCAUGGUUUUAACAAUGUAACUGAACAGACCAUUUCAGUAGGUCCCGCAGAAACCAUUCCUUUCAGAGGGCAAGGGAUUCCCAUGUUCAUAGUUCAUAAAUGAUUUUUUUUCCUUUGAAAUAGUUUUUUGUUGCUGAUUCUUUUCUUUCAAAUAGUUCAGUAUUACGGAAACAAUUAAUGAUUUCAAGAGGGCUUAUGUUAAAAUUUGCACAGAUAAUGGAGCACCUUUUUAUGACGGAAAAAAUGGGGAAAGAUAACUUCAUAAUUAUAACCACGAUGGCUGAUGGAAACUUGCAAAGCAACUGGGCAAAAUUGGGAGUCUUGUGCCUUUUCAGUUUCAGCAGAAUACCUGUUUUGCCAGUAUGAUAUUUUUUUAUUUUUAUUUGUUUUUGGUUUCCCGAGAGAGUAAAUUUCCUGCAGUGCUUCAAUCAAAAAAGCAACUUUUUUGCUCUAAUUCUGUUGGGUUCUAGUGUGUGCAAUCAUUUAAAAACAUCUAAGUUGAAAACAAAUGGAAAUAUGUUUUCUGUUAAGGAGAUGAUAGAUAAUUUAGUCACUUAAGGAACUUUAUAUUGGACUAUUUAAAUAAAAAUGUGAUUUUAUUCCCCCUGAGUUGCUGGUUAGUGACAAGAUUUCUUUGAGGCUUCAUACUCCUCGUUCCCUCAGUGUACUCACAAGUUGCAUUUGAGCGUCAUGCAAUUUCCUAAACACAAUUUGAAGUGAUAAUUAUGGUCUGAGUUAGUUUCCAAGAACAAGAUACCUGAUUCUGAAGCACAGUUUCUAGAAAAGAGCAAAGAGCAUGUUUUUUUCAUGGAACAGGUUUUUUACAAACGUUUUUCUAUUUCUGCUGCAGAAUAGGAGUGUUAAAAGUAAAUUUAGUUGUCUGUGAAAAUAAUUCCACCACUUGACAGUUAGCAGUAAUUACGUCACCGUAAAACAUUAGCAGAGGAAAAUUCCUUAAUUCCAGUGAAGCAGUUAGAGACCUUGUUAACUACGGUUCAUUUUGAUUCAAUCUCCUCAACUUGUUUUAAAAAAAAAAAUCCUUUAAAAACAAAAUGAGAAGAACCAAAAUUCCUCCCAAAGCAAAAGCUUCCUAAUCGAAUGCAAUAAAACGUCGUUCAGGAGGUGAAGAGUGGUUUUAGGAUAAUGCGCACUGGUUGACACUGGGCUGCUUUACACAGCGUCGUGGGGUUUGUUGUGUGCCGCACCCCCAUCCACACACACCCAACUGAAAUUAGAGUUGUUCUCAGACUUGGAGAGUAAUGACUAUAAAAGACGAAGAAACUUGCACAUUGUUUUGUAUUGGUGUCUGGCAUCUAAAGUCUUGUUUUCCCAUUGCUGUGAUUGGGUGGGAAAUGUGUAAAAAACCAGUCCAUUGGUUUCCCUGUUGUCUACUUUUUUUUUUAGAGAGUUCAUGCAGUGUGUCUUUUAAUUAUUAUUUGGUGGAUUUGACAUUGUGGAACAAAAGGAGUUUGUUUUUUUUUAACAGGGUGAACUACCUUGGGUUAGCUAUAUGUACAGUCAUCCAAUGAGACAUGUUCCAGAGUGCAUAGGGUACCAAUAGAACAUGGAGUGGGGGAAUAUCCUUUUUUGCUGUUCUGAGCUACUAUUGUCAACUGCUGUUGUACAUAUACUGUUAUGUGUAAGGGGGUAAAUAUAUUUAUUAUGUUUGUAAAAUUCAUUCUGUACAAUUGCAGAUCAAGGUUGCUCCUCUGUGAUAUACAGGAUAUUAUGUUUCAAAGGCCAUGCUUGGAAUACAAUUAGAGAACUUAGUAUUUUGAUGUACUAAGACCUAUUUUAAGUUUAAUAUUUUGCCUUUGCAAAAACUUUAAUUAAAGAUGUUAUUUAAAAA
Molecule: messenger RNA, 5897 nt
Organism: Cygnus olor (mute swan)
Lineage: Eukaryota; Metazoa; Chordata; Aves; Anseriformes; Anatidae
Gene: GTF2A1
Product: general transcription factor IIA subunit 1
Exons: 9
Coding region: 272-1405 (377 amino acids)
Biological process (GO): transcription by RNA polymerase II; transcription initiation at RNA polymerase II promoter
Cellular component (GO): transcription factor TFIIA complex
Source: RefSeq, a predicted model, not a curated record